GACAAAACUUUAGUGCGCACGCUUCUGUUAUCGAUUAAAACGACUCCAAUGUGAAUAGCAGAUUUCAUUGUUCGUUUAUAGAAGCUGUUGGAGGUAUUUAAAAUUAUUUUACUCAUUACUUGGUUGAUUCAUUCAAAGUGUUAAUAUAAAACUUGAGUGUAAAAAUGAAAAUAAAUAUUCAAAGUAUACGGUGAAGUUGAAAAACGUCUGAAUGAUUCAUAUGAAUGUAGCGAAUUCAGCCAUUUUGAUAAAACGCUAGGUAGAGGACGAAUAGGAAGAGUUUUGCAGUUUACAAAGAGGUGGUAGCAGGAGGCAAAAAGCGAGUAACAAGUUCGGUAUCGCCCACGAGAACAUCAGGACACAACUAAUUAUCGGCGAAAGCCGUAAUUUAUCUUCUCUAAAUUGAAGAGACACGUUUUUAGAGACUAAAAAUGGCUGGCAAUGUGGGUAUGGAACAGUUGAUUCCAAUUGUGAAUAAAUUACAAGAUGCUUUUACACAACUUGGAGUGUCUAUGCAAUUGGACCUUCCACAAAUUGCAGUUGUGGGUGGUCAAAGUGCGGGAAAGAGUUCAGUGCUCGAAAAUUUUGUUGGAAAAGACUUCCUCCCAAGAGGUUCAGGUAUUGUCACCAGGAGACCGCUUAUUUUACAACUUAUCCAUAGCACAACUGAAUUUGGUGAAUUUCUUCACUGUAAAGGAAAAAAGUUUGUGGACUUUGACGAGGUUCGCAAAGAAAUUGAAGCAGAAACUGAUAGAGUAACUGGAAGUAAUAAAGGGAUAUCAAACAUACCUAUUAACUUGAGAGUGUACUCUCCAAAUGUUUUAAAUUUGACAUUAAUCGAUUUACCGGGACUUACCAAAGUACCAAUUGGUGAUCAGCCAGCAGAUAUCGAAGCUCAAAUCAAAGGGAUGAUAUUUCAAUUUAUUAGAAAAGACAAUUGUCUUAUCUUAGCUGUAACACCUGCAAAUACUGAUUUGGCUAACAGCGAUGCUCUUAAACUCGCGAAAGAAGUUGAUCCUCAAGGUGUUAGAACUAUUGGUGUUAUAACAAAACUCGAUUUGAUGGAUGAAGGUACAGAUGCAAGAGAUAUUUUGGAAAAUAAAUUGUUACCUUUGCGACGAGGAUAUAUAGGCGUAGUUAAUCGAAGCCAAAAAGAUAUUGAAGGAAGAAAAGAUAUUAAAAAUGCUCUAGCAGCUGAAAGAAAAUUUUUUCUCAGUCAUCCAUCCUAUCGUCAUUUGGCAGAUAGAUUAGGAACACCGUAUUUACAACGCGUUCUUAAUCAACAAUUAACUAAUCACAUAAGAGAUACUUUACCAGCUUUGCGUGAUAGAUUGCAAAAACAAUUAUUAACUUUAGAAAAAGAUGUUGAACAGUACAAACACUUUAGACCUGAUGAUCCUGCUAUUAAAACUAAGGCCAUGUUACAAAUGAUUCAGCAACUUCAAUCAGAUUUUGAAAGGACUAUUGAAGGAUCUGGAUCUGCACAAAUUAAUACAAUGGAACUAAGUGGUGGUGCUAAAAUAAAUCGAUUAUUCCACGAACGUUUUCCUUUUGAAAUAGUCAAGAUGGAGUUUGAUGAGAAAGAAUUACGAAGAGAAAUUGCCUUUGCUAUCAGAAAUAUUCAUGGUAUUAGAGUUGGCCUAUUCACUCCAGACAUGGCUUUUGAAGCUAUUGUAAAAAAACAAAUUAAUAGAUUGAAGGAGCCAAGCUUAAAAUGUGUUGAUUUAGUUGUACAAGAAUUAAGUAAUGUUGUGCGCAUUUGUACAGACAGGAUGUCACGUUACCCACGAUUGAGAGAAGAAACAGAACGAAUAAUUACUACUUAUGUAAGGCAACGAGAGCAGCUAUGUAAAGAACAGCUCAUUCUUCUAGUUGAUUGUGAAUUAGCCUACAUGAAUACUAACCAUGAAGAUUUCAUUGGUUUUGCCAACGCGGCCGCUAGUAUUUAUAACUCAAGUGCUCAACAAUCUUCUGAAAAUGCUGUAAAAGCUGGACGUCAUACUCUUGGUAAUCAAGUAAUUCGUAAAGGUUAUAUGUGCAUUCAUAAUUUGGGUAUAAUGAAAGGAGGAUCUAGAGAUUAUUGGUUUGUAUUAACAUCCGAGAGCAUUUCAUGGUUUAAGGAUGAAGAGGAACGAGAAAAAAAGUAUAUGUUGCCUUUGGAUGGAUUAAAACUUCGUGAUCUUGAACAAGGUUUUAUGUCUCGUCGUCAUUUAUUUGCAUUAUUUAAUCCUGAAGGUCGAAAUGUGUAUAAAGAUUAUAAACAACUUGAGCUCAGUUGUGAAACACAAGAUGAUGUUGAUUCUUGGAAAGCUUCUUUCCUUAGAGCCGGUGUAUAUCCUGAAAAAUCUACUGAACAAGCUAAUGGAGAAGGCGAGGAAGGAUAUGAGGGUGGAAGUGAAGGACAAUCAUCAAUGGAUCCUCAACUAGAACGUCAAGUGGAAACGAUAAGAAAUCUCGUUGAUUCUUAUAUGAAAAUUGUCACUAAAACAACACGUGAUCUGGUUCCAAAGACAAUUAUGCAUUUGAUUAUUAACAAUGCAAAAGACUUUAUUAACGGAGAACUUCUAGCUCACCUAUAUGCUAGUGGAGAUCAGUCUUCAAUGAUGGAGGAAUCUCCAGAAGAGGCUCAAAAACGGGAAGAAAUGCUUCGAAUGUAUCAUGCAUGCAAAGAAGCAUUACGUAUUAUUGGAGAUGUAUCAAUGGCCACGGUUUCAACUCCAGUACCACCACCAGUAAAAAAUGAUUGGCUGGCAUCUGGUGAAAACCCAAGUUAUGGACUAUCACCACCAUCACCAGGAGGCCCUCGACGAGGAGUACAACAACCUCCACCACCAGCAAGUUCUCGAGCACCUCCACCAGUUCCAGCAGGUGGUAGACCAGCUCCAGCUAUUCCUAAUAGACCUGGUCCGGGUGGUCCACCACCAGCUCGUGGACAACCAGGUCUUCCACCUCCAUUAAUACCCUCUCGUGGGUCUAUCCAACAAAGAGUGACUCAAGCCGCGACACAAGCUGCUGCUAACGCUGCUGUGAACGAGCUCAUGGAUGCAUUCAGGAUCAAGUAAAUAAACGCAAUACAGUGGCUUUAAUUCUCCUAUUAAUUUCUAAUUUAAAGCAUACAUUAAGAUUUACAUUUUCUGUUAUCAAUUAGUCGCUAUACAUCUUUUACAUUAAUUGCAAAACUGGUAGACUAUUCAGGGAUGCGAAUGAAUUUUCUAUUCUAAUCAGUUCACUAGCAAACAUUCAAAGUUUAUAAUUAACGUAUUUUUAAGAUUUAUUUACCAAAAGUUUUUAUUUCAAAGUCAUUAAUAAAUUUAUCAAUAACUGCUUCCUACUUUUCUUCUUGCAUGUUAAAGCUAAAUUGUUUUAUUAAUAACUCAGAACAUAUUGUUCACAACUUUUUAUAACUUAGAAUUAUUUCAAACUUGAAUUUCAUAGGAUAUUGUUGAAAUUCAAUGAUUUUUUACAAAAAUAAAUAGUAAAGAAAUAAAAAAAUGAAAAAAAAGUGUCCUGAAGAGUCUACCAAAAAAAGCAUUUAUAUGCAAAUAACGAGAGUCAAACUAUAUAAGGCAUUCAAUAUAAUUCCAAAAGCAUUUAAUUAACAGAUUCAAAAAGUAAAAAUAAAGGUAUAAGUAAGGAAUUGAUAAAAAUAUAAUGAUAAAAAAGUUUUAAAAAAAAUUACAAUUUAAAAAAUGUCAUGCUGUGAAAAAGUACAUAUUACAGAUUUCAUUGUCCAAGUAAUAAUUGAAAAAAAUAUAAAAUACAUACACUCAUAUGAAAAAAUAUUAUUAUAAAUAAUUUAUACAUAUUAACUCAGUUUACUGAAUAUAUGAUAGUAUUAUUUUGAUGGAAAUUCCACUUUUAUAGUUAAUGUUAAUUUAUAUCAUUUCUAUUUCGUUUAAUUUAAUAGUAAUCUCGUCGAUAGAAACAGAAGUACAUUCAUAUAGUAAAAUUUAGAAAAUAAGUUGAGAAUUUCACGAAUAACAUCUUCAUGUGAAGCUCUUUGUUAUUAGUUAGUUAGUUGAAAUUUAACGUAAAAACAAAGCAAAUAGAGAUUGGAAUGAAUUAAAAAAUUUUCAAGUGUUAAAUAAUUACAAUGAUAGUUCCCAAAAGUGGCUGCUACAAUUCGUUAAAUGAUGUAUUGAUGUAAAUAGUCAUAAAUUAUAUAUAAUCAGAUCGUAAACUAAAUUUAUUAAUAUUGAUUCUCUACAAUAUUUCGCUCUGUAAGAGUGUAUUAAUCAAUUAUAAAAAUAAACAGAAAAUAAAUGAAAUAAAAAAGAAAAACGCUUAUAUAUUAUUAUAAAUUUAUUGUAAGGAUCAUUCUUAACAUUAAAACCAAGUAUUCAAUAAAAAUAUAAUUUGCCAUAUUUGUUGCUGGGCCUAAUAAAUAAUUUGGAAAAU
Molecule: messenger RNA, 4398 nt
Organism: Chelonus insularis
Lineage: Eukaryota; Metazoa; Arthropoda; Insecta; Hymenoptera; Braconidae
Gene: shi
Product: dynamin-1 shibire
Exons: 18
Coding region: 432-3062 (876 amino acids)
Biological process (GO): receptor-mediated endocytosis
Cellular component (GO): microtubule; cytoplasm; synapse
Molecular function (GO): microtubule binding; GTP binding; GTPase activity
Source: RefSeq, a predicted model, not a curated record